Trypanosoma grayi is the source of this 450-nucleotide messenger RNA. Its product is annotated as RNA polymerase B subunit RPB8. Gene Ontology annotation, molecular function: DNA-directed RNA polymerase activity. The transcript has a single exon. Gene Ontology annotation, biological process: DNA-templated transcription. NCBI's taxonomy places the organism in Eukaryota, Euglenozoa, Kinetoplastea, Trypanosomatida, Trypanosomatidae. The record is from RefSeq and is a predicted model, not a curated record. The coding region runs from base 1 to 450 and encodes 149 amino acids. Gene Ontology annotation, cellular component: RNA polymerase II, core complex; RNA polymerase I complex; RNA polymerase III complex.
AUGGCGUCAGUACCCGUGAUCUUGGAGGAUACCUUCACUGUUACGGCCCUUAAUCCAGAUGGCGCUGUCUAUCUUAGGGUGUCGCGUAUUCAGUGCAAGAAUGAACGGGGAAACCUCACAAUCACAUCGGAUAUUAACAUCGAGGAAUUUCCGGUGGGCUUGGGUGAUCGUCUAACCAUCAUGCUGGCCAACUCCAUUGAAUUGUCGAGACAAUCGGGAGCAAAACACUACGAUCAAAGUGUCUACCACCGUGAGACUAGGUUACAAGACUGUGACUACGCUAUGCACGGCCGUGUAUACGGUCAUGAGGUGGAUGAGAGUAGCUUAGAGGUUAAGGUGCACAUCAGCUGUGGUGGACUGCUGACACAAGUCAUUGGCAGUCCGCAGAGUCUGCGUGACAUCCACUACAAUAGCGAUGUCUACAUUUUGGUCAAGCGUGCUGGGAAAUGA